AUGGUUAGACAUUAUUUUCUUGUUUGGCUAUUGAUUCUAAUUGGAGUUUCGGAUGGAUCUUCAUUGGCUAGGAGAAGAUUGAGAAGGCAGAUUCUACCAUCUCAACAUAUUCAGGUAAACUAUUUUGAAUUAGGAUUUUAUUGUUAGAAUUGAGAUUUUUUCAGGUUCAUUCAAUAGAUUCCAAAGUUUUGCUUGACAAACUGAUAACAGUUGAUUCCACAGAUUCGAGAGUAGAAUUGUCAGAAAAGUAAGUUUAUUUCGGGAAAAACAGAUUUCUCUAGGCCCAUUUUUCCUCUACCUCUAAUUACCCUUUUUCAAUUCCUGCAGAAAUCUAAACGGCACCAUAUGGUCGCAAAAGUCAAAGGUACAAUUCGACACUUAUGACACAUUCGUGAAUGCUACAGCGGAAAUUGCACAAUCGAUCAUGAAUAUUUUGAAUUGUGUUUUCAUCCACGGAACUUCUCUAGAAAGCCAGGUAUUUAUUGAUGGAAGGUUCCCACAUAAUAAUUAUAUUUUUCCAGCUUUUCAUGAGAACAAAUCGAACAUCCGAUGGUCAUACUUAUCUGAAUCAUCAAUUAUAUGAUAAUGCAAAUGUUUCUAUAACUGAUGAAGGUGUUAGAGUUCAAGGAAUUGGAGCAAGAAGGGUUGGAGUUGAAGCUCAAACUUGGGAAAAAUAUCUGGAAAAAACUAUGACUCUAUCAGCCUUGAAUAAUCCGGCAUCUGGAGAUAGAGAGCUUAUGUUAACAAGUGAGUGACUAAUCGUUUGAAUUUAUUUUCUAUCUAACUAAAUUUCAGUCAACGCUCCAUUGUAUCAUAUUGAUGUUUGUUUUGUCGGUGCUAUGAUCUAUAUCGAAUUUGGUGACAAGUUAGUGCAAAUUGAUCCAGAUUUCCGAACAGUGAAUAUCUACACUAACCGGUACACAAUAAACUUCAAAACCAAAGAUAUGGCAACUCCAUAUGAUGUUAAACUGAGCAAUGAAGAAAUAACAAUCCGAUGUCCACAAGAGCAGACAACUGUGUUUGUUCAGCCAGGAGGUGUGAAUGUUCAUGUUGAAGAAUUCUCAAAGUCAGUUUUUUUUCUGAUCACGGUUCAUUUGUAAGGAUUUUUGUUGAUUUCAGAAUGCAAUUAGAUCGUGGUGGCGGUGAAAUGUUGAUCGGCGGGCAACCAUUGAACGCAGAUUCUGUGAGAGUUAUCUCCUUAGCUGCUCUGCUGAGUUUGGCAAAUAAUGGAAAUGUUAGAGCAGACACAACGAAAUCUGAAAUUCUAGUCCAAACGCCGGUGCAAAAUGUAAGUUUUGUUUUUUUUUGUUCAACACCAUCAAAAAAAUCUGGUUUCAGGUUGGAUUAACCGCUGCUCAUCAUGAUAUUCAAGUUCUUGGAGGAGUCCCUCAUUUAGUUGUUGAAGCUGGUCUUGCGAUUGUUGAAGUGACAGCUGCAAAUGGUCUUCCAUCUUCUAUAACCCUCCUCCCACCAUUUAGCCCACCAGAAGAUCGUUAUCUAACAAUUGGACCAUAUCAAGGUAGUCGCACUUCUUAUAUGGCAACAUAUUACACUCAAUGGUUUCUACCUCCACCUGCACCUGUUUUGUUAGCACCAGUUCCACAAACUCUUAGUGUUGAUGUUAAUCGGAAGAUUGUGCAUGUGCCAGAUGAUUUUUCUGGGUUUGCUGCAGAUUUGGCUGUCAAGAAACUUUUAGUGAAUGAAACUGACGUUGAGUUAAGCAUGAAUGUCACUGAAGUUUCAAAUAGCACGGUUGUUAUCACCAGCACCUUACCACCUACGACAUCUGCGACUACAACCACAACCACGACCACAACUACUACUACUACAACGACAACAAUACCGCCCACGACGACAACUUUAUCUGAACUCGAAAAAUUGAAACUUGAAAUCGCGAGAUUGACAAAAGUCCGAGAAUGGGAAACUGAAGAAAAUAACGUUGACAAUGAUGGUGAUACUCAAGAAGAAACAUUCACUUAUCCGAAUGGAACAACAGUUACUCGAUUGAUCAAUAUAAAACGACAAAUUCGAACAAAAAUUAUACAUAAGCAUCGACAAGAAGUUGAUGCUUCUGAUAAUUCAACGAUUCCAAUUGGAGCUGGGAAUGAUACAUUAGUUGGAAAUAUAACAACAACAUUUUUUGACAAAUCAACCGGGAAAGAAAAAUCACCACCACCAGUUUUAUUAAACACAUCAAAUAGAAAACCAUCAACUGUGAAAAAUAUUGAGCCAUCAAAAACAUCUGAAUCCACCGAUGUUAAAGAACCUAAAAUUUCUUCAGGCCCAAAGUUACCAUUCAAAUCUCCAGAAUCAAACACAACUUCAGCAACUCCUAGUGAAUCUCAAAAACCUGAAAAGUUUCCGAGUAGAUCUGAAAAACUCGGGAACGGCAAACCGUCGGAUAUUUCCCAAAAACCAAUGAGAAAUAAACCACCACCUUCAACACUGUUUGCACGAGUUCGUCGUUUUGUUGUUUGGUGAUUUGUACAUGUUUUAUUUUUGCAUGAAAUUUUAUUUUCUUGAUUUUCCUGUUCUAACCUAUAUCCAUUCAGAAAAAAUUUAAUCUUUCAUUCCAGCUCCCAACGUGACCUCAUCUCCGAUGGUUUUCCCAGAACCAGAUCAAUUUAAUGUCACUCAAUCCCCACUCGAUGGUUGUGGCGGAGGAUUUGGUGGUGUACACCCACGUAAUCAAACAAUAUAUCCAGGAAAUCCACAAGGUUCAACAACAAUGCCCACGACUGUGGUGACUCAUGAAAUAGUGACAUAUCACACUCCAGCUCCAACAGAAAUAACAACCUCUGCUCCAUUGGAUUUGACAACACUUGCAGAAAUUAUAACUACACCAGCGGUUGUUACAGAAGACACAAAAAUUUUCUCAACGGAUUCUUCUAUGAGUGGAUUUCCAACACUUAUUCCAACCACAGAUGAAACAUAUCCAUUUCCAACUGAUUUUGAUAUUGAUAAUACUUCUCCCGAACCAACAGAAAUACAAGGAAGUGUAGGACCAAAUGAAGUCACACCUCCAGGUUCGGAGACAAGCACUGAAACAAAUGCGGAGUUAACAACUCAAGCAGUUAUUGAUGUCACGACUGCGGAAGAGUCAACAGAACCAACUCCAACACAGACAUCACCUUCUGAAGAAACGACAGCUUCAAAUUCUGGAGAAACUACUCCAGGAAUCCCAGAACCAUCAGCAUUUCCAGUAGAUCAACUUGAAACUACAUCUGUUUUUGUACUACCUACAGAUUCUGUGUAUGAAACAUCUCCAGGAAUCCCAGAGCCUUCUGAACUUCCAGUAAAUCAAGAAACAACACCUGGAAUACCAGAACCAUCUGAACUUCCGAUAGAUGGACAGGCUUCCACACAAUCAAUGCCCGAACCAUCUGAUCUCCCACUGAAUCAAGAAACUACUCCCGGAAUGCCAGAACCAUCCGAACUUCCGAUAACUGCAACAACCAUUGACACAAUUCCGUUCCCUUCAGAAUUUCCAACUGAUGAUUUUGUAAUUGGACACUGGUUUUCAACAGAAGAUUCGAGUGAAAGAACAACAACAGAGACUUCUGAAUUUUCGAUAACCGCAACAAUUGGUAGUAUUGAUCUGGCGACACUUUCAACAUCAUCAGCGCCCAGUUCAACUGAUUCAAUUCCUACACCGCCAGCCAGUUUGUGAGUUUUUUCUCUUUUUAAAUUUGAUUUUAUUCACAAAAUAAUUUGAUUUUUCAGAGGAAAUGGAAAACUUUUGGUAUUAAAAAUGCGAGUUCCCGACGGAAUUGAUGUCAAUUCUCCGGACUUUGCUAGAAAUAUUACAAUGAGUUUGAAAAGAUUAGUGCGAGAUACAAAAACAAAAAUGGAACGCCGAUUCAGAAGAAAUACAGAAGAUCUGAUAGAACCAUCGGAAAAUGUCACAGAUGAUCCUUUGAAAGUGAGUGAUCGGAAAAAAUUAUCAAAAUAAUUUUGAAAACUUUUCAGGUAAAACAAAUCAUGAAAUUCGAUAAUGUGACGGUUGUUACAUUUUCGUUUGAAAAUUUCGAAAUAACACAAGAAGAACUUGAAAAAGCAUUGUAUGAUUUGGAAACCAAAGAUCUCAAUGAAUAUUUUGAUUUUCCGGUAAGUUUUAGUAUUGGAAAAAAAUUGAUCAAAAUCAGAAAAUUACAAUUUUCUAUAAAAACCGAUUUGAAAAAUAAUAGAAAUUUCUUGGAGGUCUUGAAAAACACAUUUAAAUAUAUAUUUUACAGACAAUGGAGCACAUCUCUGUCAUCGAAUCAAAUUAUAAAAACAUCUCUCUCGAAAAAGAAUCCGAACUUCCUUGGUUUUUGAUGUUAAUUAUUGGUAUGAUAAUAUGUAUUCUCAUUAGUGGUAGCUAUUAUUUUAUCAAUCAUGGCGAAACAUCAAUUAUUAUAAAAAGGAUGGGACGACAUUUCACAAGAUAUACAGCACCAGAACAUUCUCCACCUCAAGAAGCGUUUGAGAGAGCAUAA
This is a messenger RNA of Caenorhabditis angaria, 4478 nucleotides long. The record is from the annotation of a GenBank genome assembly. NCBI's taxonomy places the organism in Eukaryota, Metazoa, Nematoda, Chromadorea, Rhabditida, Rhabditidae.